Molecule: messenger RNA, 1098 nt
Organism: Oncorhynchus tshawytscha (Chinook salmon)
Lineage: Eukaryota; Metazoa; Chordata; Actinopteri; Salmoniformes; Salmonidae
Product: 14-3-3 protein zeta-like
Exons: 6
Coding region: 284-1036 (250 amino acids)
Biological process (GO): signal transduction
Cellular component (GO): cytoplasm
Source: RefSeq, a predicted model, not a curated record
UUUGUGAUUGGAGAAUCAUUCUCACAUAGAGCUGCUCCAUCUAGCAUGUCUGGUUGAAUUUCACGGCUGCUGUUUUUUUGCUCUGCUUCAUACCAAUCUCACAGCGGAUCAAUUCGGAGGAACAAAUCGGGACCUUAGAAGGUUUUUGGUGGAAUACUGCGCAGCAUCCGCUACUCUCUAUCGUUUAGCGCCAUCUUCAAGUCCCUCUUGCAUUCCUGGACUCCUAUUGUUUUUAACCCGUCCGUGACGAAUCAAGCUAAGGUUACACACUAAAGAAUAAACAAUGGAUAAAGCGGAGCUUAUUCAGAAGGCCAAGUUGGCGGAGCAAGCCGAGCGCUACGAUGACAUGGCCGCCUCGAUGAAGGAGGUAACGGAACAGGGGGGCGAGCUGUCAAACGAGGAGAGGAACCUGCUAUCUGUCGCAUACAAGAACGUGGUCGGAGCACGGCGGUCGGCAUGGAGGGUCAUCUCCAGCAUCGGACAGAAGACGGAGGGAAGCGACAAGAAGCUCGCAAUGGUCAACGAAUACCGGGAGAAGGUGGAGGGUGAGCUGAGAGAUAUCUGCAACGACGUACUGGAACUGCUGAAUAAAUAUUUAAUUGAGAACUCCACAAAUGCUGAAAGCAAAGUCUUCUAUCUUAAGAUGAAGGGCGACUACUAUAGAUACCUUGCCGAAGUCGCCUCUGGGGAUGACAAAACAGCAACCAUAGAGCACUCUCAGGAGGCGUACCAGCAGGCAUUUGACAUCAGCAAGAAGGAGAUGGACCCCACGCAUCCCAUCCGCCUGGGCCUGGCCCUCAACUUCUCAGUCUUCUUCUACGAGAUCCUCAACUCUCCAGAGAAAGCCUGCUCACUGGCCAAACAGGCAUUUGAUGACGCCAUUGCAGAGCUGGACAAACUGAACGAGGAGUCAUACAAAGACAGCACUCUCAUCAUGCAGCUGCUCAGAGACAACCUGACAUUAUGGACAUCCGACAACGCGCCUGAGGAAGGCGAGGCUGGAGAAGCUGGCGAAGCCGGAGAGAACGAGAACUGAAACUCACAGGGUCAUCUCUCUCUCAAAAAAAAAACCUUUUUACACAUCUCCAUUCCUGUAUU